Messenger RNA from Amphibalanus amphitrite, 935 nucleotides. RefSeq lists its product as uncharacterized. The coding region runs from base 164 to 502 and encodes 112 amino acids. Lineage: Eukaryota; Metazoa; Arthropoda; Thecostraca; Balanomorpha; Balanidae. The transcript has 3 exons. The record is from RefSeq and is a predicted model, not a curated record.
CGGCGCCGGCGCCUCUGGCAGAGGUAUUUCGGUCGGCCUGCUCCGGUGACGGUGCUCGGUGCCGGUGGCCGCCAGUGGUGCGUCUGAGGUCGUCGCCGCCCGGCCGCUGCUCCGCUCCUGCGCCGACAGCCGACCGGCCGCCACACCCCACAGGAGUGCAGCCAUGGUGCACUGGAAGCGUGACCUCGACCUGUACACCAUCGGACGGCCGCUGGAGCGCAAUGCCGGCUUCUGGCUCAACUACAUGAAGGGCCUCAAAGGUGACCACGACAGUCGCCCGGUGCCGGGCGUGACCCCCGCCGGCUCCGGCGCGCACCCGCACUGGGCGCAGCCGGCCACCGGCCGAGACCUGCUCGACCCGCGCUUCCCGCUCGCCGCCGACGGCAGCGGCGUCGGUCACAGCGCCGAGCUCGACGACAUCAGAGACAUCAUCGCGCGGGCCAACCGGCGCCGCCGGCAGCAGGACAUCGACGAGCAGCGGCGCAGGCUGGGGCUCUACUAGACGAGCAGCGGCGCAGGCUGCCGAGCAGCGGCGCAGGCUGGGGCUCUACUAGACGGGCAGCGGCGCAGGCUGACGGGCAGCGGCGCAGACUGGGGCUCUGCUAGACGGGCGGCGGCGCAGGCUGGGGCUCUACUAGACCAAGCGGGCAAUCCAGACAGAACGAACAGCGCGGGAAGGCGGAGGGGCCAGCGAAUCAAUAAAAAGGAAUUAAACGUUACACACUACACGUUUUCUACCAUUGUUAGGUUUUCUGAUUUUGGUUGACGCUGCUUUAAUUUAAGUCAUUUUAUCAUUCCUAUUGGAUACAUUUAAAAAAUGUUUAUGAUGUUGCGGAAAAAAAAAUAUUGAAUUUAAUCAAGAAAAUAAAAAUAUAAAUAACUUUAAAGCAAAAUGCAACGCGUCUUUAGUCUUAGGAAUAAAUAACACUCAUAUU